Auxenochlorella protothecoides is the source of this 354-nucleotide messenger RNA. RefSeq lists its product as hypothetical. The record is from RefSeq and is a predicted model, not a curated record. NCBI's taxonomy places the organism in Eukaryota, Viridiplantae, Chlorophyta, Trebouxiophyceae, Chlorellales, Chlorellaceae. The transcript has 2 exons. The coding region runs from base 1 to 354 and encodes 117 amino acids.
AUGAGCGUGGAGCGAUGCCCUGGUCCUGAUCCAAGCGUUACACAUCACCGUUUUCAUCUGCUGUCGACACCUGCAGGAACCGAAGCCUCCCGCCAAAGAGGCAUCAUCUUGAUGCGUCGGGCCAGCCUCUUCACAAGCCCCUCUCGGCGGAAGCCCUGUGCGCCGGACGAGCAAAGAUUCGCCACAAACCGUCCGAAAAUAUUAGGCGCAACAUCUCUUUUUGCAUUUGGUGGGCACAGAAAAGACUCCGAAUGCAGUCCCGGAAGUGAUCUCGAGCCGGGUGAUGGCACUCCAGCACUUGCGGUGACGGAGGCAUCUGUGGUGGAUGUUUGGAGAACCGACAAUGGAUUAUAG